AUGAUUGCUCGCGUGACCUUUACUUCCAAGAAUUCCGAUGACGCGACUCACCUGACGUCACAUGCUGAGGCCUACUUGUCGGGCUGGAGCGCUGACGGAGGGAUCAACGCAGAUACGCAGCGCAGCGUGUACCACCUCAACGACCACGCCAAUGUCGAGGCACGGCUGUUUUUCCAAGGGCAUCUGGGUGCAUUCAUGACCGAGAGGCAGAAACCACCCAAGAAAAUCCCCGCCGGUUCCGCCGAGGAGAUACUCAACAGAAUCAACUCGUGGGCUGACAAGUUUGAGAAAACCGCCUGCCUGCACACAUACCAAUACGCGCCCUACCUCGAUCGUUACGAAACAGUCCCCGGCUUCCGGGACUUGCCUGACAGUCCGCAGCCUCCCAACUACGCCGGCGCGAUUGCAUGGUCUCUCGAGGUUCUGACCAUGAUGGUCAAGAUUACAGAGCAAAAGGACUUUGUACAGAAACUCCCGAGCAUAAGCGAAGCCGACCAAGAAAAGAACAGGGUUGGCGUGUACGACGUGGAAGAACGAGUCAGAACCUGGGCGGAAUAUGUUGCCGCGAACCCGACCACGGCAAAGAAGACAGCACAAGACCUUCUCCAAAAGCUGCGCGUUCACUUCAAGAAGUACGCCGACUUGCUGCGCGAAAAUGGCAUCUUUAACAAGUUCAGUGUCACGGAGAAGCACAAGAUGGUCAAAGGCUUAACUGUCAAGUACGGUGAACGACCUCGUGAUGCGGUGACUGAACUCCUAGACGACUCGGAUGACACGAAUCACGACUUUUACGGCCCAUCUGUUUACCUUGUCCCAGAGUACACUUACGACCUCGAAGAGGCGUGCACCUCUUUUACGGCCAUAGUCGACGACAACGAACACGAGGGUCUCCAAAAUCUCUCCGAGGGCACCAUGGCCCGCUACCGGUAUUUUAAGUGUGAGAAGGCUCCGAACAAGGAGAAGAUUAGGCAUGUGAUGCUCUUUAGGGGACAGAUAGGAGAAGAACAGCAGAAUGGCCUCAUGCUUUUCGGAUUUAACGGCUGGACAGGCGAUAUAAAUGACGGCCGUUUUCUUGCGACUGGCAGAGAUGAAUUGCGUCUCAUGUGGGCUUAUGACGAGUUGGAGAUUUACUGA
Molecule: messenger RNA, 1134 nt
Organism: Metarhizium album ARSEF 1941
Lineage: Eukaryota; Fungi; Ascomycota; Sordariomycetes; Hypocreales; Clavicipitaceae
Product: subtilisin-like protease
Exons: 8
Coding region: 1-1134 (377 amino acids)
Source: RefSeq, a predicted model, not a curated record